AUGGAAAGUGAGAAUACCAAGAAAAUACAAGAAAUGAAGACAGACCUGAAUUUACUGUUGGAAUGUCUGAAGUAUCACAUGGGCAACCCUUUGUCACAAAAGGAAGUUUUGAUCACUAUUCAUUCAGUUUGUCAACAAAACAGUGAUGCAGGUGUUUAUUUCCGAGAAAUUGGUGGUUUGAUGUUUGUAAAAAAUCUUGCAAAGUCAAGUGAGCAUAGCAUGGUAAAAGAAGCAGCCUUAUACACAUUAGGAUCUAUUGCAGAAGAAAAUGUUUACUGUCAGCAAACUUUGUGUACUUCAGAGUUAUUUCAAGAUUUAAGUUGGUUCUUAUCUAAUGAUGAUUCCAACACUAAUUUGAAAAGAAUGUCCGUCUAUGUUCUUUUGGUUCUGGUUUCUAAUAAUAGGAAUGGACAAACGCUUGUAAGAGAAACCGGUUGCAUUAAAGUUCUGUCACAGUUGUUCAGGACAGUUCUUCCAAAUUAUGAAUUGAAUUUGUCAGAUAAUAAUGUGUUCCAGAGUUAUCUGUUGUGGGCUUCAGUGUGCAGUACUCUGUGUGUCUGUGUCAACAAUCCUCAAAAUGAUGAGAAUCAAAUGCUUUGUUGUUUACUUUUUCCGUAUGCUAAUGAAUGGCUAAUGAAUUGCAUGAAACCUGAGAUAAUUCGACCUCUAUGCUCAUUUAUUGGACUUACUCUUGCAAAUAAUACACAUGUUCAGAACUGCUUUGUAUCUUCUGGUGGACUGGAUGUUUUGUCUCAAGUUCUUGUGCAGCUGGAGUCUGAUUCACACAAUACUUCUUCCAGUGCUAAGCUUGCAGUGGUAGUGACAAAGACCGUGGAUGCAUGUAUUACUAAUAAUUUAGCUACUUUUUCAUUGAUAUUAUCCAAAUACCACAUUGUUUCAAAACUUCUGGCCUUACUGCUUCAUGAGAGUCUUGAUUCAGGGGAAAAAUUUAGCAUCAUACUUGCCAUUGGUCACUGCACAGAGGAUUGUGAGGAAAAUCAGUAUGAACUUUUAAAAAGCAAUGGGCUUCCACUAAUGAUACAAGCCUUAACUGAAUUUAAGAAUGAAGAACUAAACAAAGCUGCCAUUUAUGUGCUUCACAACUGCAAAAAAAUUACUGAGAAAUUAUCUCUAAGUCAAGGAGAGAAUUCUUUUAGUGAAAAUGAAGCAGACCAAAUAAAGGGCAUAAAUGAAAAAGAGAAUGUUGAAGAGCAUUGGAAGUCAGCAAAGGAAAUUAUAUGCAGAAUGAAACAGCUUGAAAGAGAAGGAAAAGAGGAAAAAUUACAAAGUGGACAAUGUAAGGAUAAUACCUCACCUAUGAAAGUAAAAAUACAGAACAAUUUGAAACACCUCUGUGAAGACAGUAUUGGAAGUAACAAAGCAGAAAAUAAGGAUAUAAACCAGUCUAGACAGCUUCACAGUUUUAAGUCCAGUGGAGUCACAUCUAAAGCUUGUGCAAAUGAAAACCAAAUGAAGACUCUGAAAAAGAACACAAAUCCUCUUAAUCCUUGCUAUAGGGAGAAAGGGCAGAAUAAGAUUUUACAUAAAGCCACUUCAAGCUGUACUCAAAACUUAAAUGAAAAAAUGACUUUUAACCAAAAGGAUUCUGUUUCUCAAUCAAGUGACCAUGUUGUUGAACAUCCGACUCACAUUGUCAAAAAUGGAAGGCAGCAAGUAUCAGUAACAGAUCCAUUUACAUUGUGUUUAGACAUAAUAGAUAAAGAAGUUGGUUUUCAAGCAAGUGACAACUGUUCCAAAAUGUUGAAAUAUAGGUGCUCAGGUUGCAUAGCAGUAAGAAAACUCCUCAAUAGCCGAAAUUUUAGCAAGCUUUUGCACUCUUGUGCAUACCUAUGUGAUCAUCAUAAAGUCAUUAUGGAAGCUGAAGAUAAAUAUAAAAGUGAACUAAGGAAAGCACUUAUCUGUGGCAAAGAAAUUUUGCUGACCCCCCGUAGAAGACAACUUAGUAAAGAAUCUACUGCUUCUGAAGGACUAAAAGCUAUUCAUCUAAAACCAGAUAGUCAAAAACUUCCAAGUUUGGAGGAACAUGCCUGUAAUACCAGCAUUCCAGAGGCUAAGGCAAGAAGAUUCCGAGUUCCAGGCCAGCAUGGACUACAUAAAAAAAGAAGAAUUCGUAAAAACUUUACCAAAGAAGAAGUAAAUUAUCUUUUUCAUGGAGUUAAAAAAAUGGGAAAUCAUUGGAAUUCAAUUUUGUGGUCUUUCCCCUUUCAACAAGGACGAAGGGCUGUAGACCUUGCUCACAAAUACCACAAGCUGAUCAGAGGCCCCAACUGUGCAACCAUAUGACUAGAGGAGACUCAGUUUUUUUGUUUGGACU
Messenger RNA from Cricetulus griseus (Chinese hamster), 2335 nucleotides. Lineage: Eukaryota; Metazoa; Chordata; Mammalia; Rodentia; Cricetidae. The record is from RefSeq and is a predicted model, not a curated record.